AUGGAGCGCGAACGGAGCUAUCAGCCGCGCGAUUAUCCGGAGGAUCAGCAAGCUAUGGCCCUGAGCUCGGAGGCCCCUCCAAAACUUAGGCAUCGAGGAGACGCUCGGCUCCUGAAGCAGCGCGCUCACGACGAUAUCGUCUCCAUCUUGAAGACCUGGUACAGCCAGGGUCUAAAAACUUCCCCCCUCGGAGCCGCCCCCAGGAUCACGGAGCUGCGGGAGUUCCAUCAGAGGACUGGGCACUGUGCCUUUGGCGGGGGGAAGCUGAUGCAACUCGGCGUCUUGAGCUUCUCUUCGCGGAUGCAGGACAUCGAGGCUACGAGGAUAUCAUGCGUCUUAGAAUCCGGGGCCGGAGCCGCGGGGUCCUUCCUUCGGCUCACCCACGGCAAAGGCCAGGCCUGGGCAGCUUGGUGGGGCCUCAUGGAGCUGCUGGGCACACAGGUCUCCCCACACAUCAGCCGCCACCCCGUGAAGGCUAUCACGGACUGCAUUAUUUGGCGCCUCACUCCACCCAGCCUCAGGAAGCUGCAGAAGGCCUUUCCAGCGGAAUGCCGCAUCCUGGAGAAGGUAGCGCUGCACCAUGCGCAGAUCCUGCAGCCUAAAGCCAUGGCGCUUCAUCAGGCGCCGUUCUUCCAGGGCGCCUCCCGCGGUUUCCUGGAGGCCUUGCAGAAGGCGAGCACGCGAUGGAUCCUGGCCUCCGGCGAGGUCGUCUACGAGAAGGGAAAGACCGAUUUGACCCGGGACCUCUUUUGCGUGGCCCGGGGCACUGUUCGUGUGGUCGCCGCAAACGUGGAUAGAAGCCGUCUCAUGGCUGCGGCGGGCCGACAGACAAGGCGAGCUGGCGUACAGGAUGAGCUGCUGGGUGAAGGAGCAGUCUUCGGGGAGAAUCUUGCUCUUCAGCUGAGAAAUACUCGAGCCAUGUCUGUAGUGUCCGAGACAAUUUGCGACCUCCACGUGAUGCCAGGAGCAUCUUUCAAGCAAUGUUGUGUUCCGUCACGAGCUCAGCAAGAAAUCUGCUUGCACACUGGGUGA
This is a messenger RNA of Effrenium voratum, 1032 nucleotides long. Lineage: Eukaryota; Dinophyceae; Suessiales; Symbiodiniaceae. The record is from the annotation of a GenBank genome assembly.